Molecule: messenger RNA, 882 nt
Organism: Dothidotthia symphoricarpi CBS 119687
Lineage: Eukaryota; Fungi; Ascomycota; Dothideomycetes; Pleosporales; Dothidotthiaceae
Exons: 4
Coding region: 1-882 (293 amino acids)
Source: RefSeq, a predicted model, not a curated record
AUGGAUGCGACAUCAGCUACGCCUAGCUACUUGCCCUGGGAUACCUCGGCGGGCAAUCGGUUUGCCAACUAUUCUUCUCAUGAUCAUAGCGCACCACUCUGGAUUGCUGCGCUUUUAGGACUUAUUUACGUAGUCGGUAUGCUCAUGAUUAGAGUAUUCAUCAAAUGGCACGUCUUUGGCUGGGAUGACUGCCUGAUCGUCGCAAGCACUACCAUUGCCGUCAGUCAGUUCAUCCUGAUCUACAGCGCGUUGCAUAGGGGACUUGGUGAAUCUGUUCUUCAAUUACCAAAUGCAACAUUGGUGAGCAAGAUUACACGUUGGAGCGUCAUUACAUCAUUGGAUAUUGGAACUGAAGUUCUGACACUAUGCCUUCCCCCGUACAUGGUAUGGCAACUACAGAUGAGAGUUCAAGAUAAGCUCCGCGUCAUCGUGGCCUUUUCGUUCAGGCUUAUUGUCAUUGUUCUCUCCGCUUUUCAUCUCCACGCCUGGAUCGACUAUACGCUCGGUUUACCCUCUUCUAUUCUCGUUGUUCAGAGCCUGAUCUGGCAACAAGCGCUACUGGUGGUAUCGCUAGUUUCUGCCACAAUACCGAACCUCAAGGCAUUUCUGCAAUCGUUGUCUGCGAAUUGGGGUGAGCGUGACUGGAGCUAUGCCACAAGGAUACACGGCAGUGGGACGUUUGAACUCGAGAAUAUAAACGCUAGCAAACCAAAGCAAGUUGUGACAGGAAGUAGAGUUACCCUAUCACCUCAGAUUAAUCCGAGUUUCGAGAUCCGGGCUUCUACAGUAGCGGAAGAGUGUAGAAGAGGUUCGCUUGGAAGUGGAGAAAGCCAGGACCUGAUCAUUUGGAAAGAGACUGCCUGGACAAUUGAGCGUACAUGA